Messenger RNA from Gekko japonicus, 6141 nucleotides. RefSeq names its product sidekick cell adhesion molecule 1 (gene SDK1). The transcript is spliced from 42 exons. The record is from RefSeq and is a predicted model, not a curated record. Lineage: Eukaryota; Metazoa; Chordata; Lepidosauria; Squamata; Gekkonidae. Bases 1 to 5973 code for a protein of 1990 amino acids. Gene Ontology annotation, molecular function: protein binding.
AUGGGGGGGGAGAGCGACUUGUCAAGAAUCAGGCUGAAGAUUGAGAAAGGGGAGGACAGAGGUGAAAUUGCGCUGGGGGGCGAGACGGCGCAAUUGGAGGAAGCGUCUGGAAAUAAGAACCAGUGCGACCUGUUCAUCCAGGAGGGGGCGCGCUUGGGAAGAACCCCCGCCGAAGUGGUCUCCACCUGCGACAUCACGUUCGCCUGCGUCUCCGAUCCCAAGGCGGCCAAGGAUGAGAAUACCACUUGGUGGACAACGGGUACAGGUGCUGGUGCUUCUUCCUCCACCAUCCUAGCUCCUGUUAUCGUAAUACCGCCGGUCAAUACUAGUGUGGUCGCUGGAAGUAACGAAGCGUUACUGGAAUGUGUAGCCAAUGGCAGGCCCACUGAGAAAUUAAGCAUCGCCUGGAAGAGAAAUGGAGUCAAACUAAGCAGUGGAGUUAGCAGUUUUGGGAGACGCCUCGCCAUCGCCAACCCAACCUCUGCUGACAUUGGAAUGUACGUCUGCGAGGCGCAGUUGAGAGAGAGUGCAGCGGAGCCGGAGAGAGCCAAAGCUUUCCUGUCUAUCCUGGAGCCACCAUAUUUCACCGCCGAACCAGAAAGCCGAAUUGUGGCCGAAGUGGAGAAGACGGUGGAUAUCCUGUGCCAAGCAAUGGGAGUCCCGCUUCCUACUCUGGUGUGGUACAAGGAUUCCGUCCCCAUUCACAAACUGUCGAACCCGCGUUACAAAGCCCUCGUCAACGGGAGUCUUCAAAUCCAGCAGCUGCAGCCGGAUGACUCUGGAAUCUUCCAGUGUGUUGCAAAGAACGAAGUUGGGGAGGUUCUGAGCUACACCUUCCUCGAUGUCACCAAUAUUGCACCCACUUUUAUCUGGCCGCCAGCGGACGCGACAGUUACAGAAGGGAUGACCGCAGUUUUAAGAUGCGAAGUUUCAGGGGCUCCCAAGCCUGCCAUUGCAUGGAAACGGGGGCGCCAGACUUUGGCCAGCGGCUCCGUUCGGAUCCCCCGGUUCAUUCUCCUCGAAUCCGGCGGCCUCCAGAUAACACCUGUCUUCCUGCAAGAUGCUGGGAACUACACUUGCUGCGCAGUCAACUCCGAAGGAGACCUGAAUGCCUCUGCUGCGCUCACCGUGUGGAAUCGCACUUCCAUCAUACGCCCUCCGGAGGACAACACUGUUAUUAAGGGGACCACAGCUACGCUACGCUGCGAGGCAGCCCAUGACCCGAGGAUUUCUAUCAGGUAUGUUUGGAAGAAGGACAACGUUGUCAUAAAUCCAUCUAGCAGCUCCCGAAUCGCCAUCGAGACAGACGGGACCCUCAUCCUUAGCCAGACGUGGUCCGGCGACAUUGGAGACUACACGUGCGAGGUCACUUCCUUUGGAGGGAACGAUUCCAGAGUGGCGCGACUGGAAGUGAUUGAGCUGCCCCAUCCCCCCCAGAACCUCCUGGCCACCUUGAAUUCUUCCUUCAGCCGCAGCGUGAUCCUCUCGUGGGUGCGCCCCUUUGACGGGAACAGCCCCGUCCUCCGCUACAUCGUAGAGCUCUCCGAGAACAACUCUCCGUGGAAAGUGCACCUCUCCGACAUUGAUCCAAAGAUGACCAGCAUCACUGUGAGCGGAUUAACGCCAGCCCGCACCUACCAAUUCCGAGUCUGUGCCGUCAACCAGGUGGGCAAGGGCCAAUACAGCAGAGAAACCAGCAGAUUGAUGCUACCUGAAGAACCGCCAAGUGCUCCUCCUAAGAACAUUGUGGCCAGUGGACGGACCAAUCAGUCUAUCAUGGUCCAGUGGCAACCUCCUCCCGAAAGCGAGCAUAACGGGGUUCUUCACGGGUACAUCCUCCGGUACCGCCUGGCAGGCCUCCCCGGGGAGUACCAAUACAAGAACAUCACCAGCGCGGAGAUUAACUACUGUUUGAUCCAAGACCUGAUCAUCUGGACUCAGUAUGAGAUCCAGGUAGCCUCGUACAACGGAGCUGGCCUGGGAUCCUUCAGCAGAGCAGUCGCGGAAUACACUUUGCAAGGAGUGCCUACAGCGCCACCGCAGAACGUCCAAGCGGAAGCUGUGAACUCGACCACCAUUCGGUUCCUGUGGAACCCUCCUCCGCAGCAGUUCAUCAAUGGGAUCAACCAAGGAUACAAGCUCCUGGCCUGGCCGAUCGAUUCGCCCGACGCAGUGACCGUGGUCACCAUCACUCCUGAUUUCCAUGGCGUUCACAGCGGCUACAUCACCAGCUUGAAGAAAUUCACUGCCUACUACACGUCAAUCCUCUGCUUCACCACCCCGGGGGACGGGCCGCGGAGUCCGCCGCUGCUGCUGAAGACUCACGAAGACAAGCCGGGAGCAGUGGGGCAUUUGAGUUUCACGGAGAUUCUGGACACUUCACUCAAGGUCAGCUGGCAAGAACCCGUGGAGAAAAAUGGCAUCGUUACAGGCUACCAAAUCUCCUGGGAGGUCUACGGCAGGAAUGAAUCUCGUCUCACUCGCACUCUCGCUAACACAACCCUCGAGGACAAAAUUACAGGCCUGUCAUCUCUCACCACCUACACGAUCGAGGUGGCAGCGAUGACUGCGAAAGGGACCGGUGCGGUCACUUCAUCCACCAUCUCGUCAGGCGUCCCCCCAGAGCUCCCCGGUGUGCCAUCCAAUUUAGUCAUCUCCAACAUCAGCCCUCGCUCCGCCACGCUUCAGUUCCGGCCCGGGUAUGAUGGGAAGACUUCCAUCUCCAAAUGGAUAGUAGAGGGCCAGGUUGGCGUGAUAGGAGAGGAAGAGGAAUGGGUGACUCUGUGCGAGGUGGAGAAAGAGUCAGAUGCUCAGUCGCUGGAGAUCCCGAACCUCACACCUUACACCUAUUACAGGUUCAGGAUGAGGCAGGUGAACAUCGUCGGGCAGAGCCCGCUCAGUCAGCCGUCUCGCAUCAUCCAAACGCUUCAGGCGCCACCGGACGUUGCUCCGGGGAGCAUGACCGUGCGCACGGCCAGUGAGACCAGCUUGUGGGUCCGAUGGGUGCCUCUCCCCGAUACACAAUAUAAUGGAAAUCCCGAGUCGGUGGGUUACAGGAUCAAAUACUGGCGUGCGGAUGUGCCAUCUGCUGUGCUCAUAAAAGUCAUCGGCGAUCGUCUGGAGAGGGAACACACAAUCGAGGAUCUUCAGGAGUGGACGGAAUAUGAGCUACAGAUCCAAGCAUUCAACGCCAUCGGGGCGGGGCCCUGGAGCGAGGUGGUGCGGGGCUGCACCCGGGAGUCAGUUCCUUCGGCACCCCCGGAGAACGUGUCGGCCGAAGCCGUGAGCUCCACUCAGAUCCUCCUGACGUGGGCGGCCGUGCCUGAACCGGAGCAGAAUGGGCUUAUUCUCGGCUACAAGGUUUUGUUUCGGGCGAAAGACACGGAGAGCAAACUGAGCAGUCAAGUAGUGCGAGGAAACCACACCCUUUCCAUCCUUCUGGCCGGCCUGCGCAAAUACGUGAUCUACCAGAUCCAGGUGUUGGCCUUCACGCGCAUUGGCGAUGGGGUCCCCAGCUCUCCUCCAGUCGUCGAGAGGACGAAAGAUGAUGGAUAUCAAAUCGCAUACCGCUUGGCAAGCAGCAGCCCCAACAAGUUCACCACGGUGGAAGUUGGCUCCACGGUCAGGCAGUUUAUGGCCACGGACCUCCUCCCCGAAUCGGCGUACAUCUUCCGAGCAUCCGCCAAGACCCGUCAGGGCUGGGGUGAGCCCUUGGAAGCCACGGUCAUCACCACAGAAAAAAGAGAACGGCCAGAACCUGCCAGAGAACUGAGAGUCCCCCAGUCGGAAGUGACGUCCCGCAGUUUGCAGCUCCAUUGGCGUCCGGGAAGCGACGGUUCCUCUCCGAUCCGGUACUUCACAGUGCAAAUCAAGGAGCUACCCGACGGUGACUGGCAGACAUAUUCUUCUUCCAUCAGCCACGAAGCUACCUCCUGUUUGAUUGACAGGUUGAACCCGUUUACCUCCUACAAGCUACGCCUGAAAGCAACCAACGAUAUCGGAGACAGCGACUUCGGGGCAGAGACGGAGGCUGCGACAACUCUGCAAGAUGUUCCAGGUGAAGCUCCAAACUCUGUAUCGGUGACCCCUCACACGACAUCCUCCGUCCUCGUGCAGUGGCAGCCUCCGAAAGCCGAGAGCCUGAACGGUCUCCUGUUGGGAUAUCGCAUUUAUUACCGGGAGUUAGAAUACGAAAGCUCGGGACCGGAGUCCAAGACAAUCAAAACCCCUUCGGCUUUGCGAACAGAGCUGACACCCCAAAGCAGCUUCAAGACCGUGAACAGCAGCUCUGUAUUAACGACAUAUGAAUUAACACAGCUGAAAAAAUACAAGAGAUAUGAGGUGGUCGUGACAGCCUAUAACAUUGUCGGGGAGAGUCCGGCUAGCACCCCCGUGGAAGUCUUUGUCGGCGAAGCAGCCCCAGCCAUGCCUCCCCAGAACAUCCAGAUGAACGCUCUUUCUGCAAGCCAGCUGGAAGUCACAUGGGAGCCACCUCCUCUCGACAGCCAGAAUGGGAACAUACAAGGCUACAAGGUCUACUACUUGGAAGCGGACAGCCAGAACGAGACAGAGAAAGUGAAGGUCCUUUUCCUCCCGGAGACCAGCAUCCGGCUGAAGAACCUGACCAGCUACACCAGAUACCUGGUUCGCAUCUCCGCUUUCAAUGCGGCGGGAGACGGACCCAAGAGCAGCCCUUCACAAGGCAGGACACACCAGGCCGCCCCCAGUGCCCCCAGCUUCCUGACCUUCUCCGAGAUCACGUGCUCGACCCUCAAUGUGUCGUGGGGGGAGCCAGCCGCAGCCAACGGCAUCCUGCAGGGAUACCGGGUGAUCUACGAGCCGCUGUCCCCGGUUCAAGGGGUGAGCAAAGUGGUGACUGUUGACAUCAAGGGGAAUUGGCAGCACUGGCUGAAGAUCCGAGAUCUCACGAAGGGAAUUACGUAUUUGUUCCGCGUGCAGGCAAGGACCAUCACCUACGGACCCGAACUGCAAGCCAACGUCACGGCGGGGCCAGCGGAAGGAUCUCCCGGUCCCCCUCAACACGUCGUGGUUUCAAAAACGGCCUCCAGCCUGACUUUGUACUGGACCGAGGGAGUUUCGGGAAACGCGCCCACCACCGGCUACGUCAUAGAAACCAGACCCUCAGACGAAGGACUGUGGGACCUGUUUGCGAAGGACAUCCCUCGCAGCGCCACCUCCUACUCGGUCGGCCUGGACAAGCUGAAACAGGGAGUGAGCUACGAAUUCCGGGUGGUGGCUGUGAACGGGUUUGGCUACGGAGAACCCAGCCCUCCCUCCGUGGCUGUAUCAGCUCAGCUAGAGUCUCCUUUCUACGAAGAAUGGUGGUUUCUGCUCGUCAUAGCCCUUUGCAUCCUGAUCUUCCUCCUCUUGCUGGUUUUCACCCUCCUCCUGUACAGCCAGGCCAAGAAAUAUAAAAACUGCAACAUGGGGAAAAACGUCUCCCACACGGAGGAAUCUGUCACCCUGGAUAAUGGGGGGUUUACGGCCCUGGAGCUCAAUAGCCGGCACCUCAACGUCAAAAACACUUUCUCCAAGAAGAACGGGACAAGGUCCCCGCCCCGACCCAGCCCCGGGGGGCUGCACUAUUCCGACGAGGACAUCUGUAACAAGUAUAAUGGAGUGGUGCUGACGGAGAGUGUGGCCCUCAGUGAGAAACCCUUGGACGCUUCAGAAUCAGAGGCGACCGAUUCAGACUACGAAGAUGAACUGCCGAAGCACUCAUUCGUGAACCAUUACAUGAGCGACCCCACCUACUACAACUCCUGGAAGCGGCAGCAGAAAGGCACGAAGCAUCCGGCGCCAUACCGGUAUGAGGAGUGCAUGGCAGGUGAGGCGGAGCCUUACUUCCAGACUGUCAUCACGACACAGAGUUCAGGAGGGGUCUACACCCCGACUGGACAGGCCCCCCCGGGCUCACGGACUCCAGUGACAGGCUUCUCCUCGUUCGUCUGACACCCGGGAGGUACAGGACAGCAGACAGCACUGCUCAGACCACCUGCCUAAUUUGGAACAGCUGCCACCACCCAAUCAGAGGACUGUAUGCGUGACUAUAGGUGCAGUGAACUGUGGGUAAAUUUCUCUUAUCAGGGUAGAAUGGAUGUAAAUGUGAAUGUCUCUAUU